GCUCCAAUUCAUAAAUGGCCGCAAGCUCCCGUCUUCGUCUACUAAACCUUCCUACGUUCUUCCCUAUUCAUCCCAUCUUUAUACUUGCGUAAUUGAGUUUCCUCAGAGAAGCUCAGACCAAAACCAGCAACUUGCUUCAUCAACAAGCUUUAAUACGUCGAUAUAUCAAGCCAGCGGCUGUUUAGUCCAAUUGGAUACCUACUGCUAUAAAACCUUAAUACAAACUUCAAAAUGGUCAAAGUUCUAGCCGUCUUAUACGAUGGAGGUAUCCACGCCCAACAGGUGCCCGACCUACUAGGAACAACCGAGAACGAACUAGGCAUCCGAAAAUGGCUCGAAGACCAAGGCCACACCCUCGUUACAACCUCCGACAAGGAGGGCGAGAACUCCACCUUCGACAAGGAACUCGUAGACGCUGAGAUCAUCAUUACCACCCCCUUCCACCCCGGAUACCUAACUGCCGAGCGUUUAGCCAAGGCUAAGAACCUGAAGCUUGCCAUCACGGCGGGUAUCGGAUCGGACCAUGUGGACCUUAACGCGGCGAACAAGACGAACGGCGGCAUCACGGUUGCCGAGGUGACCGGCUCCAACGUCGUGUCGGUGGCCGAGCACGUGGUGAUGACGAUCCUAGUGCUAGUCCGCAACUUCGUGCCGGCGCACGAGCAGAUCGAGGCCGGCGAGUGGGACGUCGCCGCCGCUGCCAAGAACGAGUACGAUCUCGAGGGCAAGGUCGUCGGUACCGUUGCCGUCGGCCGUAUCGGCGAGCGUGUCCUGCGCCGCCUCAAGGCCUUCGACUGCAAGGAGCUUCUCUACUAUGACUACCAGCCCCUCAAGCCCGAGGUCGAGAAAGAGAUCGGUGCCCGCCGCGUCGACAGCCUCGAGGAGAUGCUUGGCCAGUGCGACGUCGUCACCAUCAACUGCCCUCUGCACGAGAAGACCCGUGGUCUCUUCAACAAGGACCUCAUCGCUAAGAUGAAGCCCGGCUCCUGGUUAGUCAACACAGCCCGUGGCGCCAUCGUCGUCAAGGAGGACGUCGCAGAGGCGCUGAAGUCAGGCCACCUCCGCGGCUAUGGUGGUGACGUGUGGUUCCCCCAGCCUGCGCCUAAGGACCACCCUCUGCGCUACGCCAAGAACCCGUUCGGCGGCGGCAACGCCAUGGUGCCGCACAUGUCGGGAACAUCAAUCGACGCGCAGAUCCGAUACGCCGCCGGCACCAAGGCCAUUCUCGAGUCCUACCUCACCGGCAAGCACGACUACCGUCUCGAGGACCUGAUCGUCAAGGACGGCGACUACGUCACCAAGGCCUACGGCCAACGCAACAAGGCAUAAGCAAAAAGCCAUGACGAAAAAAAUUAUAUUUAAAUUAAAUUAUUCCGAGGUCCCCUCUCUUGUUGAAUUACUAUUUAUUGUAUACGAAAGGAUUGCGCGUGUGUGGAGAGAGGGAUGGGUAGCCGGACGGAAUCCGGCGUCCAGACGAAACGAAAUCUAACUAACUGAAAUGACUAUAACUAAGUGACGAGCGACGCUACUACGGAUAUGAGCCUUUUGAUGCGGGUAAUAUGAUUAAGUAGUGUUUUAGCAUAGCCAUUGUUUUAAAACACGAUCAAGUUUGAAAGUACAUACCUACUAAGUACCUACCUAUUAUACAGCGCAUUAUUCUCUCGUGAUCGUGAUCGUCUCCAAUAGACAAUGGAUUCUCCAGCCACGUCCUGCACCUGAUAUAUCAUAAAGCCCGUUUCCUUUGCGCGACUAUCGCGUGUUAUGUCGUCACAGACGGUUCUAGUGCAUCAUCGACACAAAGAACAUCACCAAACCCCAUUCCGGAUCGCUCACCACGCAAAAAUGUCUCGUAACUCCAAACCAAACAUACCAAGUUCUCAGAAGGAAACAGGUGGGUUGUCGUAGCGUAUAAAUAACCCCCUUUCCAACCUUGAUGGCC
Messenger RNA from Annulohypoxylon maeteangense, 1939 nucleotides. RefSeq names its product formate dehydrogenase. Gene Ontology annotation, cellular component: cytosol. Lineage: Eukaryota; Fungi; Ascomycota; Sordariomycetes; Xylariales; Hypoxylaceae. The record is from RefSeq and is a predicted model, not a curated record. Gene Ontology annotation, molecular function: NAD binding; oxidoreductase activity, acting on the CH-OH group of donors, NAD or NADP as acceptor; formate dehydrogenase (NAD+) activity. Bases 232 to 1329 code for a protein of 365 amino acids. The transcript has 6 exons.